Molecule: messenger RNA, 2073 nt
Organism: Tetrahymena thermophila SB210
Lineage: Eukaryota; Ciliophora; Oligohymenophorea; Hymenostomatida; Tetrahymenidae
Exons: 2
Source: RefSeq, a predicted model, not a curated record
AUGACUGAUAAUAAAAUAUAUUAAACACCUCCUGUAUCUAGUAAAGUAGCAAAAGUAGCUGCUAGCAUAUCUCUUUUAAAAAAUCACAUUAAAUAGAGUAAAAAGCAAAAUAAAUUUUCAGAAGUAACUUAAGAAGCAAAUGUGAUUUUCAAUGAUAGUUUACUGAAAAGCGAAACCUAAUUGAAAGAUACUUCAUAGAAAUAAGUUGAACCAAUAAUUCCUUCUUAUUAAAAUUAUCCAAUAAAAUCUUUAGGGCAACGACCAAUUAUUAGGUUUAUUUAGAAGUCAAAAUAAAUUAUGAAGAUAAAUUAGUUGUACAGACAAAAAUAAUCUAUAGAGUUAAGUGAUCUUUUAACAUUUAAAGUAGAAAACCAUCAGUAAAGAUAAUCAAAUAUUUCAUUAGAAUUUGAUGAAGCUCAAAAAAAAGCAAAUAAAAUUGAUGAUAAAAAUUAAUUUAACGUCAACUCUCCUACUCAUAAUAGAUAUAAUCUAAAAACAGAAGGAUCUUAUAGGUAAUAAAACUCUUUUUCUGUAAAAAAAAAUUUAAUACCAGAAGAUUGGGGUUAUUCUGUCAAAACUGAUUAUGAUGAGACACAAACUAAUGAGUAGCAAUAAUUAGAUUAAAGUACAUUUUAAAGACCAAUUAAAAGCUCUUCAGGUAAAAUAAAUAGUUAAAAUUCUCACAGCUUUAAAUCGCCUGACAAUUAUCAAUUACAUGAAGAUAAGAGUGACAUACUAAUUUCAGAGUGGAAAUAUGAUAGUAAACAAGAUGAAAAAAUGUAUUUGUCUGGAAAAAAAAUAGAUUAAGCUUAAAAUUUAGAAAAUGCUUAAAGCUUGUAAAAGAAUAAUUAUUUUAGCUAGGAUAAUUGCACUAUUACUAAGCAAAAUGCUUAAUUCGGAAAUUAGUAAAAUAGUUAAUAUUCUAUCAGAACUCGCUCUUGUGAAUUUAGAACCAAUAAAUCAAAUAAAAAUAAAUAUAUUUCUCUAUCAAAUGCCCAUCACUCUAGCUAAAAUUAUAAUUAUUCUCUAUCAAAUUUAACAUUUAAUGAAAUUGAUUAAAGUUAAGCUUAAGAAGAAUUGUAAUAAUAGCAAGAAAAAUUAAAAUCUAAUAAAAUAUUUAAAAUAAUAUUAAAUUAAAUUCAUAAGACUAACUUAAAUGAUAAAUCCCAAUCUAAAUUCCCUCAUAGUUAAGAAGAAAUUUCAUUAGAAAGACUAAAUAGUUACAAAGAAAAUGAAUAAAAAUUAUAAAUCAACUAAGACGGCUCUUUUUUUAAGCAAAUAAAAAACAGUUAAAAAAUUCUAAGCAAACUUUAAAAUAAAUCUUCUGACAGUAUUAAUUAGCUAAAAUAGCUAUAAGAUAUUUAAGUUUAAGGCCAAUCCCUUAAACAUCGUCUUGGUGAAGUUAAUUUAGAAAAAAUAAUAAGGACUCUUAAAUAAUAAAAGAAGUAAGGAAAUCAAUUUUUAAUUUUGAAAGGCAAUAAUUUUUCCCCUUAAAAGCAAGAACAAUCAGUAUAGCAGUAAAAUUCUGGUUUUUAAUGCUGGAAAGAUUUUUCAGAACCCAAUUUCUCUUGUAAUUAAUUUAUUCACAUAAACAGUCUAAACAAAAAUCCAAAAGCUUAAGUUAGAGAGGUUGAAGUGUAAAAAAUAUAUUAAAACCAAUAAUGCUCAUCUAAGAGGCAGUGUAACUGUAAGCAUAAUUGUAUACGAGAAGAAGUAUAACAAGAGUAACAUUUAAAUGACCAGCAGAAAACUAUUUCAGUAGGUAAAGAUUCAGAGAAAUCUUAAAAUAACGAAACAUAAAACUUGGUAUUAAAAUCUAGCGUAGUUAAUUUAAAUCCUAAUUCUAACCAUAUAAAUUUUAGAAGACCUGCUAGGAAAGAUAUUUUAACGAAACAAAUUCAAAAGGAAAGCUAUUCUAAAGAAAAUAUUGCUAAUGAUGAUGAUAAAUAAUGCAGUGGAUGGGAUUCUAACUCUGCUUUCAACUAAACUGCAGAGUCAGCAUUUUUAGAAUUUGUAUAAGCAAAUCUAAAAAAAAGAUAAAAUAUAAUAAAUUUAAUUAAAAAUGGGAAGUGA